ACAAGCAAGGUGGACUCCUCUGGAAUCCCGGUGGAUCGUUUUCUGUGAGCAGGAGACAAUAAAAGUGAACAACAACCAUGGGAGACGCAGAAAUGGCGGCCUUUGGCGAGGCCGCGUCCUUCUUAAGAAAAUCUGAGAAGGAGCGAUUGGAGGCGCAGAACAAACCUUUUGAUGGCAAAAAUGCCUGCUUUGUGGAACAUAAAGAUGAACUUUAUGUGAAAGGUUUAAUUACAGCUCGUGACGGUGGCAAAGUCACUGUGAAGACCGAACAAGACGAAACUCUAACUGUAAAAGACAGUCAAGUUUACCCUCAAAAUCCCCCCAAGUUCGAUAAAAUUGAGGACAUGGCUAUGCUGACCCACUUGAAUGAAGCUUCUGUGCUGUACAACCUCAAAGAGCGUUACGCAGCAUGGAUGAUCUACACCUAUUCUGGCCUCUUCUGUGUCACUGUAAACCCAUACAAAUGGCUCCCAGUGUAUAACCCUGAGGUUGUAGUGGGGUACAGAGGAAAGAAGCGUCAGGAAGCCCCACCCCAUAUCUUCUCCAUCUCUGACAACGCCUAUCAGUUCAUGUUAACAGAUCGUGAAAAUCAGUCUAUCCUGAUUACUGGAGAAUCUGGUGCAGGAAAAACUGUCAACACCAAGCGUGUCAUUCAGUACUUUGCAACAAUUGCAGCUACUACUGGAGAUGCUGGAAAGAAAAAGGAUGCAGGCAACAAACUUAAGGGAACCUUGGAAGAUCAAAUCAUCCAGGCUAACCCUCUGCUGGAGGCUUUCGGUAACGCCAAGACAGUGAGAAAUGACAACUCGUCCCGUUUUGGUAAAUUCAUCAGAAUCCACUUUGGAACCACAGGAAAACUGUCUUCUGCAGAUAUUGAAACGUACCUUCUGGAAAAAUCCAGAGUAACGUUCCAGCUUUCAGCUGAGAGAAGUUACCAUAUCUUCUACCAAAUCUUGACAAAUGCAAAACCUGAAAUUGUUGAGAUGCUUCUUGUCACCACCAACCCAUACGACUACCCCUUUAUUAGCCAGGGUGAGAUUGCGGUGAAGAGUAUCGAUGAUGUCGAGGAGUAUAUGGCUACGGAUAGCGCCAUUGACAUUCUGGGUUUCAAUCAAGAUGAAAAGAUUGGUAUCUAUAAGAUGACAGGAGCUGUGAUGCAUAAAGGUAACAUGAGAUUCAAACAAAAGCAAAGAGAGGAACAGGCCGAACCAGAUGGUACUGAAGUUGCUGAUAAAAUUGGUUACUUGAUGGGACUGAACUCUGCCGACUUGCUAAAAGCUUUGUGCUACCCAAGGGUAAAGGUCGGAAAUGAAUAUGUUACCAAAGGUCAAACUGUCCAGCAGGUCUACAAUGCCAUUGGUGCCCUCAGCAAAUCAGUUUAUGAGAAGCUGUUCUUAUGGAUGGUCGCUCGCAUCAAUCAACAGUUGGAUACCAAACAGCCAAGACAAUACUUCAUUGGUGUCCUGGAUAUUGCAGGAUUUGAAAUCUUUGAUUACAACAGUUUGGAGCAACUCUGCAUCAACUUUACCAAUGAGAAGUUGCAGCAAUUCUUCAACCACCACAUGUUUGUCCUGGAACAAGAAGAAUACAAGAAAGAAGGCAUUGAGUGGGAGUUUAUUGACUUUGGUAUGGAUCUGGCGGCCUGCAUUGAGUUGAUUGAAAAGCCCAUGGGUAUUUUCUCAAUCCUUGAAGAGGAAUGCAUGUUCCCCAAGGCUACUGAUGUCUCAUUCAAGAACAAGCUGUAUGACCAGCAUCUGGGCAAGUGCAAGAACUUUGAGAAGCCCAAGCCUGGCAAAGGAAAAGCUGAAGCUCAUUUCUCCUUGGUCCACUAUGCUGGUACUGUGGAUUACAACAUCACUGGCUGGCUUGACAAGAACAAGGACCCACUUAAUGAGACUGUUGUUGGGCUUUUCCAGAAGUCCUCAGUUAAACUACUGUCCUUCCUCUACUCCACAUACUCUGGUUCCGAAAGUGCAGACGCUGGUGGAAAGGGUGGAAAGAAAAAGAAAGGAUCAUCCUUCCAGACAGUGUCUGCUUUGUUCAGAGAAAAUCUUAAUAAGCUCAUGACUAACCUAAGAAGCACUCAUCCUCAUUUUGUGCGUUGUCUGAUUCCCAACGAGACUAAGACUCCAGGUACCAUGGAGAACCAUCUGAUUAUCCAUCAGUUGAGGUGUAAUGGUGUGCUGGAGGGUAUCAGAAUCUGCAGGAAAGGAUUCCCAAGCAGAAUCCUCUAUGCUGAUUUCAAACAACGUUACAAAAUUCUGAACGCCAGCGCAAUCCCAGGUGGAGAGUUUAUUGACAGCAAGAAGGCCUCUGAGAAAUUACUUGGUUCCAUUGAUAUUGACCAUACUCAGUACCGGUUUGGACAUACCAAGGUGUUCUUCAAAGCUGGUCUCUUGGGUGUCCUGGAAGACAUGCGAGAUGAAAAGUUGGCACAGCUUAUCACCCGCACCCAGGCUCUUUGUAGAGGAUUUCUGAUGAGAGUUGAGUUCAAGAAGAUGGUGGAAAGAAGAGAUGCACUAUUUGUCAUCCAGUACAAUGUCAGAGCAUUCAUGAACGUCAAGCAUUGGCCAUGGAUGAAGCUGUUCUUCAAGAUCAAACCUCUCCUGAAGAGCGCUGAGACUGAGAAGGAGAUGGCAAACAUGAAGGAGGAAUUUGAGAAGACCAAGGAGGCUCUGAUAAAGUCAGAUGCAAGAAGGAAGGAGCUGGAAGAGAAAAUGGUGGCUAUGCUGCAGGAGAAGAAUGACUUACAGCUGCAAGUUCAAUCGGAAUCAGAAAGUCUGGCUGAUGCAGAGGAGAGAUGUGAAGGUCUUAUAAAAAGCAAAAUACAGCUAGAAGCUAAAAUCAAGGAGGUUACGGAAAGACUGGAAGAUGAAGAAGAAAGCAAUGCAGAACUCACUGCUAAGAAGAGAAAACUGGAGGACGAAUGCUCUGAGUUGAAAAAAGAUAUUGAUGAUUUAGAACUUACCCUGGCCAAAGUAGAAAAGGAAAAACAUGCCACUGAAAACAAGGUUAAAAACCUUACUGAAGAAAUGGCGGGUCUUGAUGAGAAUAUCUCUAAGAUUACAAAGGAGAAAAAGGCCCUCCAAGAGGCUCAUCAACAAACCCUUGAUGAUCUUCAAGCUGAAGAGGACAAAGUCAGCUCUCUGACCAAGGCCAAAACUAAACUGGAACAGCAAGUAGAUGAUUUGGAAGGUUCCCUUGAGCAAGAAAAGAAACUCCGUCUUGACCUUGAGCGAGCCAAGAGAAAACUUGAAGGUGAUCUCAAGUUGUCCCAAGAGACAGUCAUGGAUCUUGAAAAUGACAAACAACAAACAGAGGAGAAACUUAAAAAGAAAGAUUUUGAAUUAAGCCAACUGCAGGGGAAAAUUGAGGAUGAGCAGUCCUUGGGAUCUCAAUUCCAGAAAAAGAUUAAGGAAUUACAGGCCAGAAUUGAAGAACUGGAAGAAGAGAUUGAAGCUGAACGUGCAGCUCGCGCUAAAGUUGAGAAACAGAGGUCUGACCUCUCCAGAGAACUGGAGGAGAUCAGUGAAAGGCUUGAGGAGGCUGGGGGUGCAACAUCUGUUCAGAUUGAGAUGAACAAGAAACGUGAAGCAGAAUUCCAGAAACUAAGACGCGAUUUGGAAGAGGCCACCCUCCAACAUGAAGCCACUGCUGCCGCUCUUCGUAAGAAGCAUGCUGACAGUGUUGCUGAGCUUGGAGAACAAAUUGAUAACCUUCAACGAGUAAAACAAAAGUUGGAGAAAGAAAAGAGUGAGUUCAAAAUGGAAAUUGACGACAUCGCAAGCAACUUAGAAAAUGUCUCUAAAUCAAAGGCCAAUCUUGAAAAAGUAAACCGUGUACUUGAGGACCAACUGAGUGAAAUAAAGGUUAAAGAUAAUGAGCACCAGCGUCUUAUUAAUGACCUCACUGCUCAAAAGAGUCGUUUACAAACAGAAAAUGGUGAACAGUCCAGACAGCUGGAGGAAAGGGAUGCUUUGAUUUCGCAGCUGACAAGAGGUAAACAGGCUUACACUCAACAAGUUGAGGAACUUAAGAGGCAACUGGAAGAAGAAAGCAAGGCUAAGAAUGCUCUUGCCCACGCUCUACAAUCAUCCCGUCACGACUGUGACUUGCUACGUGAGCAAUAUGAGGAGGAACAAGAAGCAAAGGCUGAGCUCCAGCGUACUCUGUCCAAGGCAAAUGGGGAAGUUGCCCAGUGGAGAACAAAAUAUGAAACAGACGCUAUUCAGCGUACUGAGGAGCUGGAAGAGGCCAAGAAGAAGCUAGCUCAGCGUCUACAGGAAGCUGAAGAACAGGUGGAGGCUGUGAAUUCUAAAUGUGGUUCCUUAGAAAAGACUAAGCAGAGACUUCAGGCGGAAGUUGAGGACCUAAUGGUUGAUGUGGAGAGGGCAAACAGUGCUGCCGCUGCUCUUGAUAAGAAACAGAGGAACUUUGAUAAAAUCCUUGUAGAAUGGAAACAGAAGUAUGAGGAGGGUCAGGCAGAACUUGAGGCAGCUCAGAAAGAUGCCCGUUCCUUGAGCACUGAGAUCUUCAAGAUGAAGAACGCAUAUGAAGAAGCUUUGGACCAACUUGAAACCUUGAAACGGGAAAACAAGAACUUACAACAGGAAAUCUCUGAUCUUACUGAACAAAUUGGCGAGACUGCAAAAUCAGUUAAUGAACUCGAAAAAUCCAAGAAGCAGGUGGAACAAGAAAAAUCAGAUCUGCAGGCUGCUUUGGAAGAAGUUGAGGGAUCCCUGGAGCAUGAGGAAGCCAAGAUCCUGCGAGUUCAGCUUGAGUUAAAUCAGGUGAAAUCUGAGGUUGAUAGGAAGAUUGCCGAGAAGGAUGAAGAGAUUGAGCAGCUGAAGAGGAACAGCCAGAGAAUCAUUGACACAAUGCAAAGCACAUUAGACUCCGAGAUCCGAAGCAGGAAUGAUGCUCUGAGGUUGAAGAAGAAGAUGGAAGGUGACCUAAACGAACUGGAGAUCCAGUUAAGCCACGCCAACCGCCAGGCUAUUGAAGCACAGAAACAGUUACGAAAUGUGCAGGCACAACUCAAGGAUAUCCAAAUCCAACUGGAUGAUGCAAUCAGAAGUCAGGACGACCUGAAGGAACAGCUGGCCGUAACUGAACGUAGAAAUAACCUGCAACAGGCUGAAAUAGAGGAGAUUAGGUCAGCAUUGGAACAGACAGAAAGAUCCCGCAAAAUUGCUGAACAAGAACUUCUGGAUUGCAGUGAACGUGUGCAACUCCUACAUUCACAGAACACAAGCCUUAUCAACACAAAGAAGAAGCUUGAGAAUGAUACCGUUCAGCUGCAGAAUGAAGUUGAGGAAGCUGUGCAGGAGGCAAGAAAUGCAGAAGAAAAGGCCAAGAAAGCUAUAACUGAUGCCGCAAUGAUGGCAGAAGAGUUGAAGAAGGAGCAGGACACUAGUGCCCACUUAGAGAGGAUGAAGAAGAACCUUGAACAGACAGUGAAGGACCUACAACAUCGUCUGGAUGAGGCUGAGCAGUUGGCACUGAAGGGUGGCAAGAAGCAGCUCCAGAAACUGGAGGCUCGGGUUCGUGAGCUUGAAAAUGAACUUGAUGCUGAACAGAAACGCGGAACAGAAGCAAUAAAGGGUGUCCGUAAAUAUGAGAGGAGAGUAAAAGAGCUAUCCUAUCAGACUGAAGAAGAUAAGAAGAAUAUUCUGAGACUUCAAGAUCUGGUGGACAAACUCCAGCUAAAGGUCAAGGCCUACAAGAGGCAGGCAGAGGAAUCUGAGGAACAAGCCAAUGCACACUUGGCUCGCUUCAGGAAGGUUCAACAUGAACUAGAAGAAUCAGAGGAAAGAGCUGACAUUGCAGAGUCUCAAGUGAACAAGCUCAGAGCCAGGAGCCGUGAUAUUGGAGGAAAGGGUCAUAUCACCUUCGCUUUUGGGGAUCUUGACCAUAACGGAUGGCAGAUAAAAAUCUUCAUGGAAAUCUUCCGAACUUGUGUGAGCUGUAACUAGGUGUCUGUCCUAUUUUCUUCCUAUUCCUUAACUAUAAGGAGGACUCAGAACAGGUCGUAUAUAUGAUCAUAAGAUAAUCUGUUUGGCUACAGUUAUAUAUAUCCUUUCCUUGCUAUAUAUAAAUCAAUACAAUGUUGCAUAAAAAGCUGUUCUAGGAAAGUAUUAUGAUAGAUAGUUAUCCCACUGCAGUGGUAGUAUUAUACUUUCUUUAGUACCUAAACAAUAUGCAUAUGCCUUUCCAGCAUGUUUUUGUUACUUUGUAAAUAAAUUUGUCGUGUUAUCUGAA
Bombina bombina (fire-bellied toad) is the source of this 6261-nucleotide messenger RNA. RefSeq names its product myosin-1B-like. Gene Ontology annotation, cellular component: myosin complex. The transcript is spliced from 41 exons. Bases 78 to 5975 code for a protein of 1965 amino acids. Gene Ontology annotation, molecular function: actin filament binding; ATP binding; cytoskeletal motor activity. NCBI's taxonomy places the organism in Eukaryota, Metazoa, Chordata, Amphibia, Anura, Bombinatoridae. The record is from RefSeq and is a predicted model, not a curated record.